Molecule: messenger RNA, 2293 nt
Organism: Pseudomyrmex gracilis
Lineage: Eukaryota; Metazoa; Arthropoda; Insecta; Hymenoptera; Formicidae
Gene: Achl
Product: la-related protein 6
Exons: 5
Coding region: 321-1895 (524 amino acids)
Biological process (GO): RNA processing
Cellular component (GO): nucleus
Molecular function (GO): mRNA binding
Source: RefSeq, a predicted model, not a curated record
CGAACGAGUUCGCUCCGCGUAUAUAUAAAAGUUUCAUAUCUCUUGCAUUCGUCCUGCGUCUCUUCCUGAAUUGUUUCUUUCUCUCUCAUGAUUCGACUUUUAUAAGGACUAGCAACAGGACGAGGGAUAAUCAUCACAAGCGACAUGUGAAGAUAUCGCUGCGAAAAGGAAGACGGUUUUUAGUGACGUAUUCUUGACAAAAAAAACUUUGUCCGCAAAAAAAGGACGUAAAACAAAUUGAAUGAAGAUUGCAAUAAUUGAAGUAGCCCCAGUUGUACUAAUAUCUUCUAAUAUCUUUGGGAGACAGCUGCUUUUUUCAAAUGGAGGUCCAGCAACAAUUGAAGGAAGAGAUCGGCAGUCCACCGCCGUUCUCGCCUCCGAUCAUGAAGAAAUCCGAUACGAGGGACAGCAUCUCCUCGGUCGACAGUGACGUCAGCCUUUCGUUUGACAGGAGAGGAUCGAAAAGCGAAGAGGCCGAUUUGUCCGAUUACGACAGCGAGAUCAAGCCCGUGAAGGACGUCGAUAUCGAUCAGGAUUCUGGCGCGGACAUCGGAGACGAGAAGCAAAAAGAAGCAGACGUAUUCGCGUCCGAAACUCCGACAGUUGAUGACAAAACAACCAAUUCCGUUGAGUUGACUGACGAGUUGGCCGACAAGAUAUGCGCACAGGUAGAAUUUUACUUCUCCGACGAGAAUAUCCUGAAGGAUGCCUUUCUGCUGAAACACGUGAGGAGAAACAAGGAGGGCUACGUGUCCUUAAAGUUGAUAUCCAGCUUCAAGAGGGUGAAACAUCUCAGCAAGGAUUGGAAGGUAGUUGGAGCGGCCUUAGCGAGAUCUAAAAAAAUCAAAGUCAAUCCGGAAGGAACGAAACUGCGCAGAGUGGAUCCCUUGCCUCCUUUCGACCAAACGGCGCCUUCCAGAACAAUCUUGGCGGCCAGGCUGCCAAUAGAGAAGCUUACGAUCGAAUCUGUCGCCGAAAUUUUUAAGACCUGCGGCGAAAUAGCGUUCAUAAGAGUUCUCCGACCCGGACAUCCCGUUCCUUCUGAGGUGCGACAAGCGAUUUCCAAAAGACCGGAACUGUCAUCCAGCGAGGAGUGCGCCCUGAUCGAGUUUACCGAUUCGACUUCCGCACGUAUCGCCACGCAAAUGGCUUUGAGCAACGCCAAAAUAUUCGAAUUACAUCAGUCGGCUGACAAAAAGAAGAAGUACCAAACGAAGAAAGGUGUUCUCGGUAAAGUGACGAAGGAGGAAAAUUAUAAUUCGUCCAGUUGCCCCAGUGGUUCCGAACCUGAGGAUGGAAGAGUAAAACACAGGAAAAGCGUUCAAGGAUGUCCGAUGUAUCACAUUCAUACGGGUUAUCCCUUCCAAGGAUCACCAUCAGAUGCGUGGUUAUCGCGCAAGUUCUCUUCCUGCUCUAUAUCCAGUUCCGAAAACGGUUUCAUGUUCCGGCGUCUGUCAUCGUGUUCCGGGUCCAGUUCGGACUCCGGCAGGCGCUAUUCCACAAGUUCAUCCGGCUCCGAGGCAGCUUUCUUCCAUCCGGGCUACUCGAACAACUUCUAUCAUCACGACAAUCGCCGUUACUCUUGUUGCUCUACCACCGGUUCUCCCAUAGAGUGCGGAAGGGGCUGCGUCGCGGAUCGUCGUGGUUCGGCCGACUACGGCCCAUUUGUGAGAAGAUUGUCCACGUGUAGCCGCGAUUCCGGUUACAAUGUAAACGUCAGGAGGAUGUCUUUGUGUUCUUCCAACUCGGAACAGAACGGAUUUUGCCGAUCGAGAGGUAACAACAUCGCGAUGACUCAUUUGCCCGAAAACGUGACGAGAAUGCCGUCAGGACCCGAUGGCACUCGCGGUUUCUUCGGUCGUUCCAUGCGAAUGCCAAUAGAACAUUCUUGUUAAACACACACGUGAGAUUUAAGUACAUCGUUGUUGUAGUGAUAGCGUUGCACAAUAUUAUUUUAAUUAUUAAGAUAAACGCACAAUCAAAACGAUGCUGUUCUUGAACAAAAAAAAAGUAUUGUGUCAUUACUAUUUUUUACGAUUCAUAUUUUGCUUCCUCUCCGGUUUGUGUUCGCUCGCAACAGCAAAACCGAUAAUAAAAGAACACAUGUGAUAAUAUAUCUAUAGAAUAGAUUGCAACAGUGAAAUAAAUAAAACGAGAUAAGAGAUUAAAUAAAAGUUAAAUAAGUAAAAACCGAUUUUUUUAGACGACGCACAAUUGAGAAUAUAUAAAUAUGUUAAAAUAUACAGAUAUGAUAAGAAUAUAUCUGACGUUUUUUUUUUUACACAUGUAUGAG